Molecule: messenger RNA, 2147 nt
Organism: Octodon degus (degu)
Lineage: Eukaryota; Metazoa; Chordata; Mammalia; Rodentia; Octodontidae
Gene: Tbx10
Product: T-box 10
Exons: 9
Coding region: 599-1822 (407 amino acids)
Biological process (GO): positive regulation of DNA-templated transcription; cell fate specification; regulation of transcription by RNA polymerase II
Cellular component (GO): nucleus
Molecular function (GO): DNA-binding transcription factor activity, RNA polymerase II-specific; RNA polymerase II cis-regulatory region sequence-specific DNA binding
Source: RefSeq, a predicted model, not a curated record
CCCAAUCUCCCUAAGGCUUCGUUAGCCCCAGCCCCUUCAGCCAGCCAGGCCUGGGCCCCUGUGGACACGCAGCUUGUUCUCAAGAUGGGGACCCCACCCCCUCCUGUGCCUGGGCCCAUUGAUCAGAAAUAGCUGGGGGGCUCUCAGCUGGGAAGAGAAGAAGCUGGGAAGGGAAACAAGGAGGGAGAGAGGGGCUUUGAAACGUCAGAAUCUUCCCACCUGCCCCCCUUCUGCAUGGGCCCGCCCCAGAGCUGGACCAACCCAGCUCUUAGCCCAGGCUCAGACAUCGCAGUCUGAAGAUGGUUUGAAGAAAGGCCCAGCAUACCCCAAAGCCAGGAUCUCACCUGUGAAGACCGGGUACCCCACUCAGGUGGCUGAACCUCAGCCAGGGGACAUGGACAAAGGACGAUCGUAGAGGGAAAGACAGUCCUGCAGAGACCGAGGACCGACCAUGCUUGCCUGAGCUGAACCCAGGUGCUGAGGAUAAGCAGACCAAGAGUACCUGGCCACCCCUUGUGGCAGACAGGGCCCCUUGAGUGGCAGCUGUACCCCUGGCCCGGCUGAGAGGUUUUCUCAAGGAGGUGGACAUCCUGUCCCCAUGGCAGGGGAUGCUGACUGGGGGAACCUGGGAACACAGGACUGGCAGGCAGGGAGGGCUUCCCAGAGGAAAAGGGCCUUCCUGUCUACUGGCCUCGGUGUGCUCGCCUCCUCAGAGACCUACUCUCUACCUGUGAGCAGCUCCAGCUGGGAGCCCCCAGUGGGGACACCGUUCCUAUCAGGUCCCUGCACCAGCUCCUCAGAGGCCCAAGCCAUGGCUGAGACCCCCAGCCAGAGCCCCAAGAACCCACGCGUGUCUGGUGUGACAGUUCAGCUGGAGAUGAAGCCUCUUUGGGAGGAAUUCAACCAGCUGGGCACCGAGAUGAUUGUCACCAAGGCGGGCAGGAGAAUGUUCCCCACCUUCCAGGUGAAGAUUCUGGGCAUGGACACGCUGGCAGACUAUGCCCUGCUCAUGGACUUCAUCCCACUGGAUGACAAGAGAUACAGGUACGCCUUCCACAGCUCAGCCUGGUUGGUGGCGGGCAAGGCUGACCCGGCCACACCUGGCCGCGUGCAUUUCCACCCUGACUCACCGGCCAAGGGUGCCCAAUGGAUGCGUCAGAUCGUGUCCUUUGACAAGCUCAAGCUGACCAACAACCUCCUGGACGACAAUGGCCAUAUCAUUCUCAACUCCAUGCACCGCUACCAGCCGCGCUUCCAUGUGGUCUUCGUGGACCCUCGCAAGGACAGCGAGCGCUACGCUCAGGAGAACUUCAAGUCCUUCAUCUUCACUGAGACCCAGUUCACAGCCGUGACAGCCUAUCAGAACCACCGGAUAACCCAGCUGAAAAUCGCCAGCAACCCUUUUGCCAAGGGCUUCAGAGAGAGUGACCCGGAUUCCUGGCCUGUUACUCCACGGCCCCUGCUCCAUAUCCCAACCCGGAGUCACAGCAGCCUCAGUGCCUGCCUGCUGAAGCGCCCUCAAGAGCAGGACAAAGACCUCAACAAAACUUCAGCCUCCACCUCCAGGACCCCUGCCCGGUUCCAUCAACAGCUGCUGCCUCCUCCUGAGGCCCUCCUACCCCAAGCUACCUAUAGGCCCCUCACUUACCAGGCCCCAUACCCUGGAGCCCCAAGCCACCUUGGAAUCCCAAGGACCCGAUCAGCACCGUACUCCAUCCCCAACAUCCGGGCUGAUGGAAACCAGGGAGGCUUGACCCUCUCAACUGGGCUGGGGUUACUGUCCACCACCAUGUGCUUGGGGCCUGGGCAAGACUCUCAGUGAUGGUAGAAGCCCUGGGGAAGCCCUCCUACUCUGGACAACUGCCAGCCCCCACCCCUUAUUCCCCACAGCCCCUGUGAAUCAGCCUCUGCACCUUCCCAACCCCUGCUCUGCAGGCUCCUCUCAAGGAAAGCAGAGCAGUUAGAAGCCUCAGAAGGAGGCUACCUGCCCAGUGUUGGCCAUGCUGGAGCAGUGCCAGGAUUGGAACCAGGCCUCUUACCUCCCACCCCAGCAACUAAGAAUCCUUCCCCUCCUGCCUUGGGUGCGACUCUUCCAAAUCCAGUUAUACUUUUCCCUUGUCCUCAAAAUUAAACCAUUUGGCAUGAGU